This is a messenger RNA of Lycium barbarum (goji berry), 2382 nucleotides long. Its product is annotated as WAT1-related protein At3g28050-like. Bases 223 to 1305 code for a protein of 360 amino acids. The transcript is spliced from 8 exons. NCBI's taxonomy places the organism in Eukaryota, Viridiplantae, Streptophyta, Magnoliopsida, Solanales, Solanaceae. The record is from RefSeq and is a predicted model, not a curated record. Gene Ontology annotation, molecular function: transmembrane transporter activity. Gene Ontology annotation, cellular component: plasma membrane.
CAAACUAUAGACAAACAAAAUGGGUCCAACUUGAUCAAUGACAUCACACUACCUACACACAAAACAAAACACAACAUUGUCAAAAUUUAGUACUUAAUCUUGAGUCAUUCGACACACACACACUAGUCAUCCUUGAAAAGUUGUCCUUCAAAUCAGAUUCUGAACAAGAUUCAGUAUUUAUCAUAAGAAAAAAAGCCACUAAUAAGAGUGUAAAGAAGAGAAAUGGGGAUGAUGGAGAUGCAAUCUUGGUCAACAGAUUUUUUUCCAUUUUUGGCAAUGAUGAUGGUGGAAUGCUGUGAAAUGGGGAUGAUUACACUUGGAAAAGCAGCCAUGAAUGAUGGACUGAGCAAUCUUGUUUAUGUUGUUUACUAUAAUGCCGUUGGUACCCUUUUUCUUCUUCCUUUCUUAAUCUUCCAUAGGCGCAGAAGCAAUAUGGCUCCUAUUACAUUGUCUAUACUGUGGAGAUUCUUCCUUCUUGGCCUACUGGGAAUUUGUUUGCUGCAGGCCAUGGCCUUUACAGGUAUUAAAUACAGCUCUCCUACUCUGGCAGCUGCUUUAGGGAAUUUGAUACCAGGUUUUACAUUUUUGCUUGCCAUCAUUUUCAGGAUGGAGAAGUUAGAUAUAAGAAAGGCCAGCAGUCAAGCAAAAUCUGUAGGCACCAUAGUGGCAAUUAUAGGGGCAUCCAUCAUGACUCUAUAUAAAGGACCAAGAGUAUUAGGAUCAGAUUUACCCUCUGAUUCUAAUUCAUCUUAUCACUCUUUACUUUCACAAGAAUCAAACUGGGUACUGGGAGGUCUUCUCAUUACCAUUACCUGCAUUAUGUCUUCUGGAUGGAACAUUCUUCAGACAGAUACUGUGAAGAAAUACCCUGAACAAAUGACAAUAGUGUUCUUCACUUGCUUCUUUGGGAGUAUUCAAUGUGCAAUUUUAACUCUGGCAAUAGAAAGAAAUCCAGAGGCAUGGAUGGUGAAGCCUGGGAUUGGGAUGACAGCCAUUGUUUUCUCAGCGAUUUCUGGAAGUGUCUUUCGUUACAACAUAGUGACAUGGUGCUUGGACAAGAAAGGCCCUCUUUAUGUAGCCAUGUUUAAGCCCUUGGGAAUGGUCAUUGCAGCAAUUUUGGGGAUCAUUUUUCUUUCAGAUUCACUCCAUUUAGGAAGUGUUAUUGGAGCAGUUAUCAUAUCAGCUGGAUUUUACUCUGUGCUGUGGGGAAAGGCUAAGGAGAUCAAGUCCAUGCUUGAGGUUGAGGACAUUGUUUGUGGAAUUGAAUCAACAAGCCCAAGAAGCCCUCUAUUAUUAAAGAAGUAAAUUACAACAAGAAAAGCAUAAAAUAAAGUGUUAUUGGCAGGCCUUCUAUAUUCAUACCUGCACAAGAAGCAAACUGUUUCCAAAGCUUAAAAGCUAUGGGAGAUGUUAGAAUAAGAGGAGACAUGGUCUCCAUUUUGUGAUCAGAAUAGCACCAACAUCUGGACACAAUUGGUAUCUGCAGUUUUUUCAAGUUAUCAGCAGUAGAAAUCCUACUAUUCCAUAGCCUCCAUAAGAAAAAACUGAUCUUGAUAGAUAAGCCCUUUGCCCAUAUGUAUUCAUACUGCCUUGAAAUUUGUUGCUUAUGUCAGUUCUCCAAGCACUCCUGACUGUAAACUGCAAAAUUAGUAUUUCCCAUCCACCAUGCUUUAUCAUUAUCCACCUGCAUGAUCAUUGGUUUAAUGGUAUCUCUGAUGUGUUGAGCAAUUUCUUUUGGUAUCAACUCUCUUAUCUUUUGUAAAUUGCACUGUCCAUUCAAAAUAAACUCCUUAACUUUAAUCUCCUCCUCUUCUGCAUGAUCAGGUAGAAGUGUAGAACAAAGUAAAGUACCCCUUUCUUUGUCUAAUUGUCAAACCAGAAGCUAGAAUUAUCUGCUCUAAUCAGCUACCAAAUGUUAUAUUCCACCUCCUCUCUAAUUUCCACCAUUUUCUUCCAUAUAUUAGAUGCUCCUUUGGCCUGAGAUAUUGUGGGAUGUAGCUUCUUGCAGUAUUUAUUCACCAUAAAGGAACCCCAUAGAGAAGGUAUGGUCCUUAAGUUCCACCUAACUUGGCAAAAAGAGCCUUUGAUGGUCCAUCAAUGAUAUGAAGCCCAAUCCUCUCUCAUUCUUUGGAUAACACACUUUUUCCCAUGCAAUCCAAUGUUUACCUUUCACACCAUCAGUGUUACUUCAGAAUUGUUUUAAUGAAGUUUCUUAACAACGCCUACUAGAGGCUUCAUAGCAGAUAGAGGAUACACUGGCAUGAUUUGUAAACACGUGCUAUCAAUAUAUAUCUACCACCAAAUGACAAGAAUCUAUUUUGGACAUGACUCUUCUCAUUACCUUCUUGAUCAGAUCCUCCAAGUAAACAUUCUUUCUUCUAC